CACUGCCAUAGACGUCAGGAGAAAGCUUGGUAUCUGGCAAGUCUAUGCAAUCCUCGAAACGCGUUAGACUGGAUGAUUCUCGUUCCCCUUCUGUAGAAGAAAUUCCUCGACCCCCUUCGAGCCAUGUUGUCAGCGACGAGGGCGAUGCUGAAGGAGAGCAGUGCAGUAUAUGCUUACAAAGGCUUGAAGACCGUACCGUCAUACCAACUUGUUCCCAUGAAUUCUGCUUCGAAUGUCUCCUUGUAUGGGCCGAGCAAUCCAGGCGAUGCCCACUCUGCCAGCAACCUGUAGGGGACUAUGUGAUACACAAAAUCCGGUCGAAGUAUGAUUAUCAGAAGCAUUUCUUGCCGCCGUUACGAUCGGCCUCUCCU
Molecule: messenger RNA, 371 nt
Organism: Gloeophyllum trabeum ATCC 11539
Lineage: Eukaryota; Fungi; Basidiomycota; Agaricomycetes; Gloeophyllales; Gloeophyllaceae
Exons: 1
Biological process (GO): protein polyubiquitination; protein monoubiquitination
Molecular function (GO): ubiquitin protein ligase activity
Source: RefSeq, a predicted model, not a curated record